AUGUCUUCAACAGUACAAAUUAAAAAAUAUGGUGCGAUGAUUGAUGAGAAUAUCGCAACUGCUGGAAAGCUUAAAAUUGAUCUGCAGACAAUACUGGAAAAGCAAGACUACGCACUUCUCGAACAUUAUCAACAUUUGAAAGCGUAUGAACCAUCAACUGUUAUGUUUGGCAUAUUAGUAAUGUUGGGACAUUUUGGGAGAAAUUCGCAAUAUUGUCAUUAUUUAACAGAUGAUGUGUUUCCAAUCAAUUUGUAUUGUGUAUUAGUGGGACCAUCAGGUAAUAAAUUGCUAGUGAAUGAUGAGAUAGACGUAUUCUUCGACCCACAAGGUGUUUAUGAUUCCACUACAAGUAAAACCGCCGGCGAUGUAGGUCUUUUAUUACAAGCCUUCGAUGGUUUUCGAAAAGGAAAACGAACCAAAAACAUGCCGACAUUGGCACAUUAUGCGAUAGUCGCACAUUUGUUUGGUGACGUUCAAUAUGAAUGGCAAAUGUCGGACGAAGAAAAACAACGUAAACAGCGAGGUUCGUGUUAUUAA
This is a messenger RNA of Didymodactylos carnosus, 537 nucleotides long. The record is from the annotation of a GenBank genome assembly. NCBI's taxonomy places the organism in Eukaryota, Metazoa, Rotifera, Eurotatoria, Philodinida, Philodinidae.